This is a messenger RNA of Rasamsonia emersonii CBS 393.64, 705 nucleotides long. RefSeq lists its product as uncharacterized. NCBI's taxonomy places the organism in Eukaryota, Fungi, Ascomycota, Eurotiomycetes, Eurotiales, Trichocomaceae. The record is from RefSeq and is a predicted model, not a curated record. The transcript has a single exon. The coding region runs from base 1 to 705 and encodes 234 amino acids.
AUGCCUACCACAACUACCACAACCACUUCUACCGCCGACGCUUCGACGCUUUCUCCCGCCGCCCUCGAGUCCAAUCUCUUCAAUCACCUCGCGAGUACGUCUGCCCUGGAAGACCUACACGAUAACCUCCUUUGUGCUCUCCAACGCGCCGGCUGGACCGAGCGAGUCCGCAAUCUCUCCCUGGAACUCCUUCGCGCUGGCCGCUGUGACCGUUUCGAUGACGUUGUCGAUGCCGUUGUCGCCCUCGCCGAGGGAAGAACCCAUCCUGCCGUGACGCCUGAGGAUAAUGGAGAAGCGCGCGACCCGGAAACCGACGCCUUUUUCGAGAACAUCGAUGUCCGAAUACCGAGUUCCGUCGUUGAGCAGGGGGUGAAGGCGAUCAAAGAAGCGCUGCGACCGAUUGUGACCAUCGAAGAUGACGGGGACGCGACAGAUGGGGAUGGCGAGCAGGAGCAGUCGCAACCACAACCAGAGGAUUCAACGCCAACGAAGAAGGAAGAGCCCGCGGAUGGCAAGCAGCCGGAGAAGGGCAAGGCAGGAAAAGAUAUCGGUGGUGGCGGUCAUCGUAAGAGCAUCGACAACGGCAACAGCACGUCCGCCCCGCGUCCUCCCCUGAAGAACGGCGACGCGAGCCCCUCGAAGAAGCCAGCAGCGAAGGACAAGAAACCCAAGACCGGAGGCAAGGACGUCAAGACCAGCAGCUGA